AAGAUGUAUACGUAAGCACGUCGCUAUACGUAAUGGAGUUUGUGACAGUCCAGCGCGCCAAAUUGAUAUCACUAACACUGACAAAGCUGAACAUAGGAACUCGAGAAGGCCUGCACAAUAAAACCUCAAAAAUCUGCUUUCAAAGCAACCGGAACAUUUAGGAGCACAAACUCACCAACUUAAAUCUCUGUUAAACGUCGACCGGGAGGAGCGUCAGAAAGAUGGGAUUGCUCGAGCGGUGCCAGGAGCUCUUCAAGACCCAAAACCUGUACGAGGUGCUGGGUAUCAACAAAGACGCAGCCGAGGCAGACAUCCGGAGGAGCUACUACAAAGUGUCUCUCAAAGUCCACCCUGACAGGGCUCCUGAAGACCCGCAGGCCACGGAGAAAUUCCAGGUUAGCUCCUCUAGGUGGACGUAAACACAGAAGAAGCUGAAGCUAGCCUUAGCAGCUAGCUAAUAUAGCUAACAAAAGUAGAGACACGAGCAGUGUCCUGCUGACCCAGAGCCUUCAGGGUUAGAUCUUAGACUGACAGAGAGACUCUGUAACGUGUUGGUGCUCAUUAGGUGUGCUGUAUAUCCUUUUUGUAUUGCUAUACUGCAGUUUAGCUACAUCAUUUUUUGCAAGGUACAAAAUGAUCCCUUCCAAGUUACACCUGUUCCUAAAACUGUUUCAAUUACAAACUUAAAGGGAUAUUCCAGUGUAAAAUAAAGUUAGGGUCAAACACACCGUAACACCGAGUUAGACACCCCCUCGAGAGAUGAACGUUCCCGACAGCUUGCUUCUCUAGUUAUACCGGAGUACAGCGGGGUGACGCAGUUCAAGGAAGAGCAUUUAUGAUCAUUUCUUUAUAAUGUCCUUGAAGUAAUAAUCACCAUGUUAAUCAUUUUGCACUGCAGACGUGGUAGUUCUUCUACCUUAGCGUCUCAGUCUGAUUGCAUUUCAAUGAAGAAAUGAUCAUAAAUGUUCUUCCUUGAACUGUGCCACCCCGCUGUAGUCCUUAAUGGACUGGCCCAAGGUCUCUCUACAAACAAGGGGCUGCUGGAAGAGAGUAGGUGAGUUGUGUUUAGUCUCCUUGCUAAAGAAAUUCGGCAAAGUUUGGUGGCUAGUGCUAUGGCUGGGACCCUGUAUGUACUGUUGAUGAAGUUAGGAUCUGUUCUGAGCAUUAUUUGUGGCUAUAGAGUGGCGUUUUGGUUGAGGUUUGUUUAUGGCUCCUCAGACUGCUGUGUAUUGCUAUCGUGCGGUCGUUACUAAAGUUGGUAUAACUAGAGAAGCAAGCAGUCGGCAACAUUCAUCUCUCGAGGGGGUGUCUAACUCGGUGUUACGGUGUGUUUGACUCUAAAUUAAUUUUACACUGGAAUAUCUCUUUAGUCAGUUGUUGUUUUGUUUUUUUGCUGUUGUUUUUGCUUAUAGAGGUAAUAUAAGAAUCAUAGUUUAAAAACGGUUCAUUUUGGACCAGUGAAAGAUAAGAGUUCAUCAUGUGCAUUAUUGCUCAUAGUGUGCUAACACAACCGUUAUAGCAAAUGUACAACUGAUAAGCAAAAAUCUGAUGUUAGUCACAUUUUGAGGAUAUCCAACCACAUCCUCACAGCCUGAGGUUGAUCAUUUAUGUAUACAGUGAACGCAUACAAUAUUUCUCAGUCAUAUAUGUGUAGAAUUUUGUCUUACAUUAUAUUUUUGCUUCUCUUUUACUUUGUAAACAUUUUAUUAUUUAACAAAAUACAAACAUUAAGGCCCAUUGGUGAUACUUGAAGUAUAAAGUGUUAAACCAGCUUUUUAGAUUAACAAAACAACAUGGAAAAAAGAAAAGAGAAUGUGAGGGUCUUAUCCAUCCAUUGAAGUGGGGCUUCAUCUUGGGGUAUUUACAUCUGUGAAUGAAAUAUUUUCCGAGUGUAACUAAAAUGUUCACCAUGAAGUCCAAGUUAUUAUUAUUAUUAUUAUUAUUUGUUUCUAGGUGCUGGGAAAGUUGUAUGCGGUGCUCAGCGAUAAGGAGCAGAGAGCUGUAUAUGAUGAGCAGGGGGUGGUGGAUGAAGAGUCUGACGUCUUGAGUCAAGAUCGCUGUUGGGAAGACUACUGGAGACUGCUCUUCCCUAAGGUAUUGGAGGACGGCAGGUGUUCCCUGUUAUUUCAUUACCAUGACUCAAAAAUGAGUCACUGAUACUUACAUGAACUACAUACAAAAGAAAGUGGCAUAAAGAGUGAGUCACCUCUAUUCCAGGAAUUGUAAUUAGGAUCAUUUAACAUUUUGUGCAAGGCUAUUGUGCCACUGGAUCUAUAGAUUAAGGAUUGAAAUAUAAAAGCAGUAACCUCAGAUUUAAAUGCAAGUAUAUGCUAUGCAAGGCUUAAUUUUUUAUUCUGUUUUUGAAAAUGUUAACACACUACUUUUUAGAUCACAGUGCAGGACAUCCUUGAGUUUGAGAAGAAAUAUAAGGGCACUGAUGAGGAGCGUCAGGAUGUGAUCCAGCUGUACAUGCAGCACCAGGGAGACAUGGACUCCAUCAUGGCUUCAGCCCUCUGCUGCUCUCAGGAAGAUGAGCCCAGGUUCCGCGACAUCAUCCAGGCAGCCAUCGACAGUGAAGAAGUCACAGCAUUCCCUGCAUUUACUCAGGAGACCGAAAAGAAGAAGAGAGCUCGUAGAAAGAGGGUGAGAAAUGUGUUAAAAUUGUCUAUUUAUCUUUAAAUCUACACUGACAGGAGUAAUUUCUCUAACAUUCUCCACGGUUGGCCUCCCAGGCUGAUAGAGAGCGGAAAGAAGCUGAAGAAAUGCAGAAAGAGAUGGGGCUUGGUGAUGAAGAUGACAGUCUUGUCAUGAUGCUUAAGGUAACAAAAGCAUUCACAGUUUUGCAGAUGUUUCAGAGAAGUAUUUUCUUGACUGUUUUUAACUGAACCUUUUUUUAUUUUAUUUUUCAGCAAAGACAACAGUCAAGAGAGAAGAAUUUUAACAGUUUCCUGUCUGAUCUCGAGGCAAAAUACUCAAAAAAAAGUGAGAAACCCCAGAAAGGGAAGAGAAGUAAGAAGUGAAUAAUAUACAGCACAGGCUCUGGAUAUAAUGGUCCAAAUGUAGAUAAAUCUUUAAUUGUUCAACCACCUUUCAAAAUGAAUAAGCUUGUUAAUUGCUGUUUCUCAUAUGGUGUAACCAGAACAGCUUUAUGUGCGCUUAGAUUUAAUAGUUGUAAAUGCAUAUUUUAUUCCUUGUCUUGAUGAACUCAAAUAAACUCAUCUUCAUGUUUUGUUUGUAAAAUUA
Messenger RNA from Xyrichtys novacula (pearly razorfish), 3243 nucleotides. NCBI's taxonomy places the organism in Eukaryota, Metazoa, Chordata, Actinopteri, Labriformes, Labridae. The record is from the annotation of a GenBank genome assembly.